AUGUCCACCACCACGACCACGGAUACAACCCGCUAUGCAGCGCACAGCUACUUGGCCGACUACGAGCUCCAUCACUCAAACCACCCCUCUGCAUCCGAUUCCAGACCCAAUAGUCAUCCAGAUGCCCAACUUGCACAACGAAACCCGCCACAAUGGCCCUCGAACUACCGCCGCAUCCCUCCAUAUCGGCCCAUUAACAGAGAUUUAGACCAGAGCCAAAGACGGGUCUACACAACUACAGGGGAGAGGAUCUUCUUAUUCGUCAUGUUCACAGGAGUACAGGUGAACGCGGACAUCAAUCGUUUGUGGAAUGCCACUGGUGGAAGGCUUGCACAAUCUGUGUUUCAGUACAAGAUUGGGGGUGAGUGGUGAUACAUGAGCAGUUGAGUUAGGGUAUACUGAGGAGUUAGUCUCUUUGAAGACCACUACAAGCAUACGACUGCUCCGUUGCAAGCUUAAAUAUCACACAAUGACAGUCCUUUAUUCAAGUUCGAUCUAGCCAG
Mytilinidion resinicola is the source of this 503-nucleotide messenger RNA. RefSeq lists its product as uncharacterized. The record is from RefSeq and is a predicted model, not a curated record. Bases 1 to 372 code for a protein of 123 amino acids. The transcript has 3 exons. Lineage: Eukaryota; Fungi; Ascomycota; Dothideomycetes; Mytilinidiales; Mytilinidiaceae.